Molecule: messenger RNA, 917 nt
Organism: Gekko japonicus
Lineage: Eukaryota; Metazoa; Chordata; Lepidosauria; Squamata; Gekkonidae
Product: transmembrane 9 superfamily member 1-like
Exons: 3
Biological process (GO): protein localization to membrane
Cellular component (GO): membrane
Source: RefSeq, a predicted model, not a curated record
AGUCCCUGCUCAUCCCUGCAGUCUCCCAUGGCAGGCCGGGUGUCCUCGACUGCUCCCCGGCUGCUGCUGACCCGGGUCCUUCUCUCUCUCUCUCUCUCUGCUCAGCGCCCUUCUUCCUGACAUGGAGCGUGGUCAACUCGGUGCACUGGGCCAACGGCUCGACGCAGGCGCUGCCGGCCACCACCAUCUUGCUGCUGCUGACGGUCUGGCUCCUGGUCGGCUUCCCCCUCACCGUCAUCGGGGGCAUCUUCGGCAAGAACCGGGCCGGCCCCUUCGACGCCCCCUGCCGCACCAAGAACAUCGCCCGGGAGAUCCCGCCCCAGCCCUGGUACAAGUCGACCCUGGUGCACAUGACCAUCGGGGGCUUCCUGCCUUUCAGUGCCAUUUCCGUGGAGCUGUACUACAUCUUUGCCACGGUGUGGGGCCGGGAGCAGUACACCCUCUACGGCAUCCUCUUCUUCGUCUUCGCCAUCCUCCUCAGCGUCGGGGCCUGCAUCUCCAUCGCCCUCACCUACUUCCAGCUGUCGGGUGAGGACUACCGCUGGUGGUGGCGGUCCGUGCUGAGCGCUGGCUCCACCGGCCUCUUCAUCUUCCUCUACUCCGUCUUCUACUACUCGCGGCGCUCCAACAUCCAAGUGGAUGCCAACCAGCUCCUGGCGUGCAUGAUGCAAACAAGCUUCCGUGUUCCCCAGCAGUGUUUGAGAGGAGAGCGGGCGGCUUCUGCCGGGCCCUGCGGCCCCCGGCUUGUUCCUGCUUCCUGGCUGAAGCACUGCCCCCCCAUUCAGAGGUAUUUCGGGCAUCCCUCAGAAAGUGCCACUUCGGAGCUGCAUUCUUUGCGUUUCCUUUCUCUUUAUGGCCGCAGUCACCUUAAAAUGAAUAACUCCAUUGUGCUCUUGCGUGUCUUACGUUCUGAGUAA